CCCUCACAGGAGUCGCUUGAGGGAGCUCGCUGUGAGCUUACAUCUUGGCAGGUGACCAUCCCAAGCUCGGCGGAGGGCACUCCGGAGCCCUCGGGACUGAGUCCCCCCUGGACCCACAGCCGGGUCCUCUGGAGGAGGGUGGGUCUCCCCGGGGGACUUUUGGGUACUUUCCGCCCACCCUGCCCCUUGUGGCUGGCGACAGAGUCCUAGCGCGAAGUCCCCGGCCCUGGUUGGUUUCCCCUCCGGACACUGGUUCUCGGGGGUGGGGCCAGGCCGGGGGUGGGGCAGGUGGCCUGAGAAGGUGGGCGCAGGACGGGCUGGGAGUGGAGUCCGCUUGGGGCGUCUGAGAAGGUGGCCUCGUGCCCGCCCCGCCCCCUGCCUCGGGCUCUGGUGCUGGGAACGGGGCGGGGAACCCCCGGGGCUCGCGUGCCUGUCGCCGGUCGAGGGCCCAGCGCCUGCAGCAGCCAUGGAGCCGCGGCCGAGGGGCUGCGCGGCGGCUGGGGCUGCGGUGAGUGGGGGGGGCCGCGGUGGCGGACGCUCUCGUGGGGUUCGGCCGUGCUAGCUAGCGUGCUCCCCCACCCACGACCUACUUACAGGCUAGGAAGGGGUGGGGCUCUUCCGCUGAGAGGAAACACCUUUCCUGGGGCCAGGGUCCCAUCUCUUAGAAAGCUGGGGAGGGUCAGUUCCUGCCAGUUGAGGGGAAGCCUGAGGCCUUCGCAGGGGCCCCUCCUGGGCUGUGCACCAGAAGGAGGAAGCCGGACCCCCACCCAUGGGCACCCCUCCUGCCCAGGGGUCUGAGAAGCAGGGGCCUCCAAGGGCCGAUGCGUCUGGGGUCAGCAUCCCUGUCCUCCAGGGGCUCCUGCUCCUGCUGCUGCUGGGUGUCGGGGGUCAGGGCAGCACUCCUGGCUCCAGGUGUGACUGUGGCGGUGACAUCCAGAAGAGGUAUGGCCCGUUUUGUUGCAGGGGCUGUCCAAUGGGGUACUACCUGAAGGCCCGCUGCACGGAGCACUGUGGUGACGCCACCUGCCUUCCGUGUCCCCAGGGCACCUUCUUGGCCAGGGAGAACCAUUAUAAUGUCCACUGCACCCGCUGCCAGGCCUGUGACGAGGAGGCCUCCCAGGUGGUCUUGAAGAACUGCUCUGCAGUGGCAGACACCCGCUGUGGCUGUGCCCCAGGCCAGCUUGUCGACUGCUCAGUCAAGCCAUGCGUGGCAAGUUCGCCCUUCCGAUGCCUCCCGUGCCUAGACUGCAAGCCCCCUGAGAACCACACACCUACACCCUGUUUCGGCAGAGACAGCAGCUGUGGGCCCUGCCUGCCUGGCUUCUAUGAACACAGCAGUGGCUGCGCGUCCUGCCCCACGUAACUUCCUGGGUGUCCU
Heterocephalus glaber (naked mole-rat) is the source of this 1378-nucleotide messenger RNA. NCBI's taxonomy places the organism in Eukaryota, Metazoa, Chordata, Mammalia, Rodentia, Bathyergidae. The record is from RefSeq and is a predicted model, not a curated record.